AUGAACGCCAGUGCGGUGGCAGCCACACCUCCGGCUAUCUCUAACACCACUCCCAAGUCACAUGUUAGAAGGGACACUACGCAUACAUUAGUAAUCGGGAGUCUAAAGACGUUUGUACUCACACAACAUGGCACCAAACAAGAUAGUCGUAGUAAGAAUGAUAUGGCGUUUCCUGUUCCAUGGCUCCGCAGCAUAGAAACAAAUAAUUCGAGCGGUAAUGUUGUAAACAUAUUCAUCCCAAAGCAGAAUCGUGCAACAUUGAUCAACGUAUCAUCUUGA
Molecule: messenger RNA, 279 nt
Organism: Acaulospora colombiana
Lineage: Eukaryota; Fungi; Glomeromycota; Glomeromycetes; Diversisporales; Acaulosporaceae
Source: the annotation of a GenBank genome assembly